Molecule: messenger RNA, 1208 nt
Organism: Cryphonectria parasitica EP155
Lineage: Eukaryota; Fungi; Ascomycota; Sordariomycetes; Diaporthales; Cryphonectriaceae
Product: Clavaminate synthase-like protein
Exons: 3
Coding region: 1-1131 (376 amino acids)
Molecular function (GO): oxidoreductase activity
Source: RefSeq, a predicted model, not a curated record
AUGGCUGCCAUCACAGUUCAGCCUCUGUCCUCCACCACCGAGGGUUCCGGCAUCAAGUUCGGCGCCGUCGUUGACAACGUUGAUAUUGAGAAUCUCACGGAUGCCGAUUUCGAUGUGAUUCGUAAUGCCCUUUUCAACAACCAGGUCCUGGUCUUCAAGAACCAGAGCCAUGUCACCCCCAAGGCACAGUUCGAGCUCACCCGCCGCUUUGAUCCUGCCGGCACAUCAUAUGGCCACGGCAAGACCAUCGACGCGAAGCGCUCCAUCCUGCACCCAGACCUGAAGACCAUCCCCCACCAGCCUCAAGUCCAGGUGAUCGGCAACGGCUUCGUGCCAGAGUACGAGGGUCUCAAGAACAUCCAGCUCCGCCACCCACACCACAAGACCUUCCACGCAACCUCGAUCCCAGCCGAGGAGGACCUCGACUUCACACGCUUUUACAGGUGGCACAUCGACGCUGCUCUGUACGGCCUCGCCCCACCCAUCGUGACGACCCUCCUCGCCGUUAAAGUCCCUGGCGGCCGUCGCCAGAUCUGCCGUUACGACGACGGCACAGGCGACGAGAUGGAGGUGCCCCUUGGCACGACAGCCUUUGCGAGCGGCUACGAGAUGUUCGACGCCCUGUCGCCCGAGGACCAGGCCUUUGCCCGCUCCACGCGCGUCGAGUACGCCCCACACCCAUACAUCUGGAUGAGCGGUGCCCGGUCGCGGUCCACAGGCUUGGGCCUGGAGACGGAAGGCAAAGAGAUUCCUCUUGACCAGCUGCCCGAGAUCGAGGAGGACAAGAUCCAGAUCCUGCCCAUGUGCUGGCGGAACCCCGUCAACGGGAAGCUGGCCCUGCAAGUGCAUCCUUCUGCCGUGCGCAAGCUGCACCUCGCGGAUGGAACCGUCGUCGAUGACCUGGGCAAGGUGCGCGAGACGGUCUACCGCCUGCAGAGGCAAGGGAUCGCGCCCGGCAAGAUCUACGCGCACGACUGGCAGGAGGGUGACCUGGUGCUGUUCCACAACCGGGGACUCAUCCACAGCGUCGUCGGCGCAUUUGCUGAGGACGAGGUCCGUCUGUUCCGCCAGUGCAAUAUUGCUGCGAGUCACCUGCCUGAAGGUCCCGUGGAGGUCGCACAGGCUGCUUAGAAGAGUGUAGAGUUUUCACGAGAUGGCUUUUCUUUUUACAAUUUGCUAGAAUAGAGAAUUUACAGCGUUUCCAUGUU